Molecule: messenger RNA, 663 nt
Organism: Polypterus senegalus (gray bichir)
Lineage: Eukaryota; Metazoa; Chordata; Cladistia; Polypteriformes; Polypteridae
Exons: 1
Coding region: 1-663 (220 amino acids)
Molecular function (GO): nucleic acid binding
Source: RefSeq, a predicted model, not a curated record
AUGGAAGCUCCAAGGCAAGGGAAGGUGCAGGAGUUCCUACAAGAUCAAGGAUGUGUUUGGGUUUUCAACCCACCUCAUUCAUCGCAUAUGGGAGGAGUGUGGGAACGCAUGAUCGGCGUGGUACGACGCAUAUUAGACUCCAUGCUAUUGCAGUCUGGUCGUGUACGACUUACCCAUGAAGUGUUAACAACACUAAUGGCUGAGAUCAUCGCCAUAAUUAAUGCACGUCCCCUGGUACCUGUUUCAACUGAUCCUGAACAUCCUAAUGUCCUAACACCUUCCAUGCUGCUCACCCAAAAAAUAGGCACACCCUUUCUGUCUCAGAGUAACUUUGGUACAGGUGAGAUGUUGAGAAACCAAUGGAAGCGUGUCCAAUACCUUGCUGAGGAAUUCUGGAAUAGGUGGAGAACGGAGUACCUCAGCACUCUGCAGACCCGACAGAAAUGGCAAAAUAAAAGACCUGACAUCAAAGAAGGUGAUGUUGUCCUUCUGAAGGAAAAGCAAGUCAGGAGGAAUGAAUGGCCUAUGGGAAUAAUAAUGAAGACUGCUCCCAGCAAAGAUGGAUUAAUAAGGAAGGUUGAGAUAAAGAUGGUUCAGCAAGGAGUAACAAAAAUCCUUUACAGGCCCAUUUCAGAACUGGUUUUUCUUUUAUCACCAGAUUAA